Somion occarium is the source of this 1338-nucleotide messenger RNA. Lineage: Eukaryota; Fungi; Basidiomycota; Agaricomycetes; Polyporales; Cerrenaceae. The record is from the annotation of a GenBank genome assembly.
GGUGGCCAAAGCUUGUGCAUUUAAAAGAGAUAGGGAAAGUGGAAGAGGGACAGACUCAGACUAAUCCACCUCUUCGUAUCACUCAAAGAUGUCUUCAGCUACUAAGAAACUCAUUCUCGUGAUUGGUGCUACAGGUUCCCAAGGAAUAGCUGUCAUCGACGCACUUCUUGCUCCAUCUGACGAUGGCUCUGCGUCUCCUUAUGCUAUCCGUGCUCUAACUCGUGACCCAGACAGUCGACGUGCAAAGUUACUCACCAGCAAGGGUGUGGAGUGCUUCAAAGGCGCAUUUGAUGAUUUCCCUUCUGUUCUGAACGCCCUUCGGGACGUUUAUGGCGUGUGGGCCAAUACGGAUGGCUUCACCGUGGGUGAACAGAAGGAGGUCUAUGCUGGCCUACGUAUCUACGAGCUUGCCAAGCAACUUGGAACUGUUAGGCACUUUGUCUGGAGCAAUCUCGACUACGGGUUCAAGAAAGGGAACUGGAACCCUGCAUAUCAUUGCGAACACUACGACGGCAAAGGUCGUGUCCUCGAGUUCCUGAGGGCGCAAUCGUCCGAACCGACUGAGAACGGUAUGUCUUGGAGUUCAGUCACCACAGGCCCCUACAUCGAGAUGCUACAGAACAUGAUGUUCGGACCGCUGAACAAGCGCGAGGACGGUACCUUCGUCUUCGCUACCCCGGUCGGAAAUGGUCAUGUCCCUAUGAUCGCUUUGGCUGACUUGGGCUUCUUCGCACGAUAUACAUUCGACCAUCGUGUCGAGACCUCGGGCAAGGACCUUGAAGUUGCCAGUGACAUCGUUGGGUGGGACUAUCUUGUAUCCACUUUUCAGAAGGUCACGGGUCAGAAAGCCGUCGCCCUUUAUCAGUCCUUGGACGAAUGGUUCAAGAACCUGGACCACACCGACAAGCCGAUUGCGAACGAGCAGACUAAAGUGGGCCCUCAUACCACGACCUGGAGGAAGAACUUCACUGCCUUUUGGUCUCUUUGGCGAGAUGACAUUAUCAAGCGAGAUAUGGAGUGGAUUCGGAGCAUCCAUCCAAAUGUUCGCACAGUGGAGACUUGGAUGCGAGAGAAUAAUUAUAAGGGUCAGUUGAAGAGUGAUUUGUUGAAGAAUAUGGAGGAUGGAAAAGCUGUUGUACCUCGUAGAGAAGUCACUAAUCUCUUGUAGAAAUAUCGGUAGCUCCUUGUUGUACUUAUAGGUGUCUCACUGCAAUUCCGAAAGGUCUCGCGUUUCCCUGCACUAGCGCCCGCCAUUUCGUACUCGAUCGGUUUAUGGACAAACAUUCCAGUUUUGAACAAGAUCUGCCAUCAACGCGUCAACAAACGUUGUUGUGACCU